GCGAUCACUGCGCGUCUUGUUAUGUAUGUAAGCUGUGGACUUGUUACGCAUAAGUAGCCUACAUUUAAAAGGCGUUGGGCAAUGUCCUGAUGUAAUGCAUGUUGACAGCUAAACCUAACUGAACUUCACUCCCUCACCCUCCCAUUUCCCCUACCACCACCACUACCUCCUCCUCCUCCUUCAGCCUCAUAUCAUGCAAUCAGCCCGACUUGAGCUGGUUCCCUUAAACAAAGAGCAUUUACCCGGUUACUUUUCAGUCCGAUCCGAUCGGGAAGUUGAGAUAUGGAACUCCCCUCAGCCAAUCACCUCAGUUGAAGAUGCAGAACGAGAGAUGUUAAAAGAUUUGGAGCAACCCAACCGCGAAACAUGGGCAAUUCUCCUCCGCGAUGACCUUAAUCCCAAGAUAAUUGAUGAGUGGCAAUGUCCAGAAGCCAAAGAUGAGAGCAAUGUUCUCGUGCCUGGAGGGUUCGUCGGCUAUAUAGGUGUCUAUGAUCUUCAUCACGUGGCCCAAGUCUUCUAUACUAUUCAUCGAUCUGCAUGGGGGCUCGGAAUUGCAACUGAAGCACUACUGGCGUUCACGGAGUUGUUCUGGAUACUCCACCCCGACCACUAUCGAUUGCUAGGACGUUGUGACACUGAGAAUCCGGCUUCGGGGAGGGUAAUGGAGAAGUCUGGGUUUGAAUACUAUGAUUUUAUAUGUGCAGAUGAGUUUCAGCCGUGGAUGGUACCUCAUACUCGAGAUAGUCUGCGUUUUGUACUGGCUAAACCGGGCUAUACCUUCGACUAGAUCGCUAUUGCCGUAAGGCUGUGGUGGGAGUUAGGUUCGAGCGCAUAUUCAUUGAGUGCAAAUUGAUCUCCGGAACCAAUGAUUGAUUUCCAUAUGGAAGUGGAAUUCUCUGGAUGGGUGUCGGUAUCCGCUUCUAUGGAAACCUCUGGAGUCACUCUUUGGCUAUGAUCUACUUACGUGAGCUGGAUACUAUCUUUUGUAUUCAUGCAUUAUUAUGCUACAUGGGGUCAAUGUUUUUCAUAUUUAGUGAUUCCUAGUAAGCCAUGGUCAAGAAAAUAACAUAUUAUCUGUGCAUACAGUGGACUUUGGCGAUCUCUCCCUGUCCCAGUGAAAAAGGUUUUCUUGAGAGUUAGCCCAGCCAACUAGCACUUGAGAUGGAUCGCCAUGCCCCUUGUAGGGUUCAAC
This is a messenger RNA of Aspergillus pseudotamarii, 1192 nucleotides long. Its product is annotated as GNAT family N-acetyltransferase. Gene Ontology annotation, molecular function: acyltransferase activity, transferring groups other than amino-acyl groups. Bases 194 to 787 code for a protein of 197 amino acids. The record is from RefSeq and is a predicted model, not a curated record. The transcript has a single exon. NCBI's taxonomy places the organism in Eukaryota, Fungi, Ascomycota, Eurotiomycetes, Eurotiales, Aspergillaceae.